This is a messenger RNA of Sander lucioperca (pikeperch), 2244 nucleotides long. It is a transcript of the gene calhm6, whose product is annotated as calcium homeostasis modulator family member 6. Bases 177 to 1151 code for a protein of 324 amino acids. Gene Ontology annotation, molecular function: monoatomic cation channel activity. The record is from RefSeq and is a predicted model, not a curated record. The transcript has 2 exons. NCBI's taxonomy places the organism in Eukaryota, Metazoa, Chordata, Actinopteri, Perciformes, Percidae.
UGAGCGUAACUACAGCCUGCAUAAAUAAAACUUGGUGAGCAGGUCAGGUUUUGGGUUACAACUGUGGGGGCUGGUUUGGGGUUUCAAGGGGGCAGGCUCGUGACGACAGACAGACACAAAAAGGUGGAAGUGAAAGUGUGAGUGUCAGUCGCUCUGCAACACAGCAGUCAGUGAAGAUGGAGAGGUUUAAGACGGUUCUGGACAUCGCUACCAAGCAGAACAGCCUCGGGUUCGGGGCGGUCGCCCUGGUGACAGCGGGCGGGGAGCAGAUCUUCUCCGUGGCGAUGUUCUCUUGUCCCUGCAAUGACCUGAACUUCCUCUACGGCAUGGUGUUCCUGCUGGUGCCCGCCCUGGCUCUCCUGCUGCUGGGUUACAUCCUGAGUAAGAAGACGUGGAAGACGCUGACGGGUUUGUGCAAGCGCCGGGCCGCGCUGUGCCGCUGGAGGAGGAUGACUGUCGUCUGCACGGCCCUCUUCCAGGUGAGCAGCACCGCGCUGGUGGCGCCUGCCAGCUGGAUCGCUGUAGCUCUGCUCAACGGGAAAUACUAUGAGUGUGCGAUGACCGGGACCAAUGUGAGCGCUUACAACAAGUACCUGUGUGGAGAGAAGGACUCUCGGCUCCAGUGUCAGCUGGAGCUGUACAGGCUGCCCUGUGGGACAGGCAGCAGUGUCCCGCAGAUGGACAGACAGAAUGUUCUGCUCACCCUGAAAGCUCAGUCUCAGAUUCUGGGUUGGCUGCUCGUCGCCUCUAUCAUGUUGUCCAGUCUGCUGCUGACCUGUGUGGCUCGGUGCACCUCCCCCAUCAGUUACCUGCAGAUCCGCUUUUGGAGAGAGUAUGUUCAUGAAGAGAGCAGCCUGAUGGAUACAUACACCACCAAACACGCCAAACAGCUCGCUGAGAGGAACGUGAAGAGCUUCUUCAACAAGACACCGCCUGUAGAAAUCAUCACCCCUUCCAACAAGGACUGGGAGAAGAUCUCCUCCCUCUACACGUUCAGCACCAAAGACAACUACUACAGCACCUUGCACCGGGCGGUGGGGGACUGGCAGGAGGCCGACAACGGGAUGAUGAGGUUGGCUUCGGUCAAGUUAAAUGAGCCUGCUGACAACACCCCUGCUGUUCUUAGUUUUGUAGAUGAUGGCUCGGUGUGACGAGAUUUUAAACAAAACAAAGCUAAGCUGUCUGUCUCCACACUCCUGUUCAUGUUCCACACUAUAACAUCCAUGGAUCCACACCGCUGUCUUCUGGCAAGUCACCUCGCAAGAUUUCAGAACAAGACUUUUCCGUCUUACGAUAAUGUUGUCAGACACUUAGAACAAUAAUCUGAGUCUGUCAGCGGCAAAAACAGAACUUUUAGUGGACGCUGACUAACGCUGAACAUUUGUCCUGUAGGGUUACGUUGCAGCUCGGUUCACGGCUGCUGGACCAAUUUCAAAGAUAGUUGUUCAAAUUAGUCAAAUACACACAAGUGUGUGGGAAAAUAGGGUUGAAAAUAAGAUGAAAAAUACUGAAAUUCUCAUUUAAAUAGAGAUAUAAAGGAUGACACGACUGAAAGCAGAACAGUGUGAAAUCAGGAUUCACGUCAAGCCUUUAUACCCCCAAAUGAGUGGGCUGAAACGGGAAAUGGACAACUUCCUGUGCACUGCUGGUAGACUGCAUACAAACAGCAUACAUGUACAAAUUCAGCAUGUGAGCUUCAAUGAUGAAAUGAAAGUAUUCAUUUGUGACAGCCUGUACAGUCAUUGUAAAACUCAAAGUGAUGGCUUUAAUGAUGGUGUGGCUGUAGCAGCAGCAUAUAAUAAUAAUAAUAAUAAUAAUGUACUUCAUAUGUUCACUGCUUCCUGUAUAAUGCACUGUGAGUGAUUAAGUCUGAGUACUUCACUCUUGUGGUAAUGUAACAGAGAAACCACCAAGAGGAUGUGCUCACUUCCUCACUCUGCUGCUGAUGCUGACUGCCUCUCUCUGUCUCUGCAACAAUGGCACUGUAUGUUCUCUACCGAAACAUUUCAACAGAAGGAAUGAAUGCUGUCCUUCUGCACCAUUUUCUGCACGUUUGUUUUACCCUGUGCACAUUUUUUUAAUUCCAGAACAAAAAUGGCUAAUUUCAUCCUUGUUGAAUGAUGAUGAGACGUGUUUGUUGUGUUUGGUGAGUGUGUGUGCAUGAAGACAAACAAAUCCAGUUGUCAAACUUCUCAUUGCAUAUAAAUGAAUGACUGCUUCAUAUAAAAGUGAUUAGAAACAGAA